Metopolophium dirhodum (rose-grain aphid) is the source of this 742-nucleotide messenger RNA. Its product is annotated as E3 ubiquitin-protein ligase PPP1R11-like. Lineage: Eukaryota; Metazoa; Arthropoda; Insecta; Hemiptera; Aphididae. The record is from RefSeq and is a predicted model, not a curated record. Gene Ontology annotation, molecular function: protein serine/threonine phosphatase inhibitor activity; protein phosphatase 1 binding. Gene Ontology annotation, cellular component: nucleus. The transcript has a single exon. Bases 258 to 590 code for a protein of 110 amino acids.
AUCAGAUGAUCUAUUCCUAUUAGAUAAUAAAUAUUAAAUAAUUAUAAUUAUUUAUAAUUUAAUCUCUAAACUUUCAGUCUUGUUAGUUGUUGUUUAUAUGAAUUAUGUUAACGUUUUUAUAACUUCAUUAUCGUAUUUCAUCAAGUAGUUAUGUUAAUUGUUAAUACUUAAUUUAUGGUUGUAUUAUUAACUAGCCAUAUAUAUAAUUAAUCAACUAACCAUUUAAUAAUUUGUUAAAACUUGAAUUACUAAAUUAAAUGGAAGAAACUAAUGUACCAUUCCAUAGUAGUACAUUGGUGUUACGCCCACAAGCAAAUGAUGGCCAAGUAGUGCAUUUAAAAUUAAAAAAACCAAAAAAGAGUCAUAAACAGGUUAGUUGGGAUGCACACACUGUUGACAAUGAGCACUUGAACAAGAAAAAGAGCAAAUGUUGUUGUAUUUACAAAAAACCAAAAAAAUUUGGAGAGCCGGAUACAGACGAAAGCAAUGAAAGUGACGAUGAAUGUGCCAGUUGCGUGGGGAAUAAAAAAACUCAUCAACUUCAUAAGCCUGAGAACAAAAUCGAUGAGCCUAAAGAAGACGAAUGUUAAAAUAAAAAUAAAUGUUUCUUUUCACUAAUUGUAAACUUGUAUGUAUAAAACUAUUUGACCGUACAAUUUCCUUUUUUAUCUUUGUUUAGUGUACCCACCUAUUUGUUUGAAUAAUAACAGUUUUUUUAAAUUAAAUUUUGGUUGAUAUGCAA